AUGGACCAGCCUCAGCUGUAUCUUCCAGAGUCUUCUAAGGGUGCCUGUGGAAGAGUUGGUCAGUACCGAAGACUCCAGCAACACAGAAAGAAAAAUGGCCCGUUCAAAAGGAAGGGGAUUGAAAGGUGGCAUAGAGCUGUGUCCACCAACUUGGUAAAACAGAACGUAUUGGUCCCCAAAGAUGAAUCGUCUGCUGACAGUGACAAGGAAUUUCAUGAAAGCCAGCAAAACCAAAAAAAAAACGUGAUGAAGAAAGUGAAGACUGUUUUGGGAAGGAUGCUGUCCUACAAAUGGAGAAGCAAGGCGGCAAGUGUCAGCAGAGGGGCCUCCACUAACCAUAAGGAAACCUUCCUUUCCAACCCGCAGAGCCUUCUUCCUAGAAUUGUCAAGGAGCUUCCAGCCUCCAGGUUAUUUACCAAGCCAAGAAUGAGAAAGCUGUCACAGAAUGCGACUGUACAACUUGAUGUUGUAGAAGCAGAGACAGAGGCGAUAACCCAAGGAAAUACGCUGCUCCGGGCCAGGAGAACCACCAAGCGGUUAUCUGUGACAUCCCUUCCUUCAGGACUGCAAAAGGUUCCGUAUUCAUCAAAAAAGAGAUCACACUUUCCAGCACUUAAAAAAAAGAAGCGUGGCAUGGAAAACAUCCUCCGAAAAUCAGAUUUGACAGUAGGAAAACUUCAAAUGCAGGUGGAUGACCUCAUAGAAACAGUGACAGAUAAAUCCAUGAAGUUAUUGGCCCAAAGACAUGCUGAGCUUCAACAGUGUGAAUUUCUAGGGGACGAAAUUCUUCAGUCUUCGAAGCAGUUCCAGAGGAUAUCCAAGAGAACCAUGAGGAAGUAUAAAUUGAAAAAUAUAAGAAUUCUUAUUAAAAUUACAAAAACUAACAUUGUUUAA
This is a messenger RNA of Neomonachus schauinslandi (Hawaiian monk seal), 894 nucleotides long. RefSeq names its product chromosome 1 C3orf49 homolog (gene C1H3orf49). The record is from RefSeq and is a predicted model, not a curated record. Lineage: Eukaryota; Metazoa; Chordata; Mammalia; Carnivora; Phocidae.